This is a messenger RNA of Hydractinia symbiolongicarpus, 468 nucleotides long. RefSeq names its product ligand-gated ion channel 50-like. Bases 82 to 462 code for a protein of 126 amino acids. Gene Ontology annotation, molecular function: transmembrane signaling receptor activity; extracellular ligand-gated monoatomic ion channel activity; neurotransmitter receptor activity. Gene Ontology annotation, biological process: signal transduction; nervous system process; regulation of membrane potential. The record is from RefSeq and is a predicted model, not a curated record. Gene Ontology annotation, cellular component: membrane; neuron projection; synapse. The transcript is spliced from 3 exons. NCBI's taxonomy places the organism in Eukaryota, Metazoa, Cnidaria, Hydrozoa, Anthoathecata, Hydractiniidae.
UUUUACAUUUAGACCUUUGAUACUGGCUUUUAUUUAAGACAAUGGUGGAUUGAUCCGCGACUUAAACGGAAUGAUUUUGUGAUGUUGCAUGCCACUACCCUUGACCAUCUAUUAUGGGUACCUGAUACGUCGGUACAUGAUGCUCGAUCGUUAACAAGAUUCGAUGAUGCUGUCAGAACAGUUAUAAAACCGAGUGGCGGGGUGUAUGUCAGUCGAAGGUUAUCAACAAAAACACAUUGUAACAUGGAUCUAAGUUUCUACCCUAUGGAUACCCAAACGUGUGAGCUCAUCUUUGAGAGUUAUGCAUUUACAACAAACGAAAUGGAUAUCUCUUGGCACCACGUACCAGUGGUAAAAGGUGACCUCUUAUCUCUGGAUGGCUAUGAGUUGGUUAAGAUAACAACACUCACCAGAAUGAAGCCAUCACUAAUUGGAAGUAAUGUGUUUCUCCUAUUUAUAUAAAUUUAA